Molecule: messenger RNA, 900 nt
Organism: Monoraphidium neglectum
Lineage: Eukaryota; Viridiplantae; Chlorophyta; Chlorophyceae; Sphaeropleales; Selenastraceae
Exons: 2
Coding region: 1-900 (299 amino acids)
Source: RefSeq, a predicted model, not a curated record
AUGCGCGCUCCUCUCAACGUCCCCCAAUCCAACCCCGCGCUGCGCCCGGCAGUCACUGGCGCCUCCGCUGCUCGCACGCUCAAGGGCGCGAAGAACGACAUCGGCGGCCUGCUUCGCAGCGCGGGGGCCGCGCUCGCAGGUUCUGCCGCGUACGUCCAGCCUGCUUACGUCGCCCCCGUGUACGGGGCGGCUGUCUAUCAGCAGCCCAUCUAUGGCAGUGCAGUCUACCAGCAGCCCGUGUAUGGAGCAGCCGUGUACCAGCAGCCCGUGUAUGGAGCAGCCGUGUACCAGCAGCCGGUGUACGGCAGCGCGGUGUACCAGCAGCCUGUCUAUGGUGCGCCCGUCUACCAGCAGCCGGUCUACACCCAGCCGCAGCCUGUGUACGGCCAGGCGGCGGUCUACCAGCAGCCCGGCCAGAACCAGAUCUUCCACCAGGUCGUGCAAGCAGCGCCUGUGCCGGGCUUCGGCGGCUCUGCGGCGGUGCGGGCCGCGUCCCCAGCGCCGGCCCCUCCGCCGGCCGCGUCCCCGGUCCCGAGCCCCGGCACAACUCAGAAGGAGCCCGUGCCGGUUGAUGAUGUGGAGCCUGCUGAGGAGCAGGAGGACACUCCCCCCGCCACAGCCGCGGCCACAGUGGCGUCUCCUACACCCUCACCCGCCCCCGCGGCCAAGGCCGCGGCCGCGGCGGCGUCCCCCGCGCCCACCCCUGCGCCUUCGGCUGCUGCAGCGGCGGCGCCAAAGGCGUCGGCCGCGGCGCCGGCGGUGCAGAAGGCGGCCUCGCCGGCGCCGGCCGCGCCAAAGGCGGCCUCGCCGGCGGCGAAGGCGGCGUCGCCGUCGCCGUCGCCGGCUGCGGCCGCCCCCCAGCAACUGCCGGUCCUCUCGUCGCCUGCCGCCAAGCCGUAG